AUGGCGUACGGCAAGACUUGGAUCUUUGUCUACAACCUGGUGCAGUUUGGUGGCUGGUCCUGGAUAUUCCUCGAACUUUGUUUGUGUUCUUUCCAGUUUUUGGAAGAAAAGUGCUUCGCUGGGGGCUUGGCGGGCAGUACAGAGGCCCUUUUCCAACCCGCAAAACUGCGCUGUGCCGCGUACGUACUCGUCGGUUGGUGGGCACCGCCGCCCCUGCGUGCUUUCCUAGGAUUCGCUAACUCGAACUGGCAGCGAUUCGAGUUCCAGGUUUUGAGGUCCACGCUCAAACCCCUGCUAGUGUUUCAGACGCUAACGCUGCUCGAGCUCGUGCACACAGUGCUCGGCUGGGUUCGAGCUUCGCUUGCCACGACUGCGUUGCAGAUCUGCUCUCGACUCUUUGUCCUGUGGUUUAUCGUCGCAAGCUUUGCCUCGAAGUAUGAAGAAUGCAUCAAUACCGGGUAUUUAGCGCUGCUCUCAGCUUGGUCUGCUACGGAGGUUGUGCGCUAUGCAUAUUUCACUGUGCUAUCUUACGGAAACAUGGCCAGCCGUGGACUGCUCUCUGUUCACGAAGUCGUGCCUCGUUGGCUUACAUGGCUUCGGUAUUCGCUGUUCUUGGUUUUGUAUCCAAUAGGGGUUAGCGCCGAAAUUUGGCUAGUGCUUGGUGCACUACCUUGGAUUCGCGAAACGAACUUUUUGCGUGUUAGGAUGCCCAAUACCUUUAACUUCGCCUUCGACUUUUCGAUCUUUUGUGCGAUAGCGUUACUGGGAUACAUCCCCGGAUUGCCGUUUUUGUAUGGGCAUAUGCUAAAGCAAAGAAAACGGCAUUUGGCUGCAGCAAGGCGACACGCAACCAUAACAGACUCGCCGGCACAGACGACAGAAAGGCCGGCUCAUAGAGCCAAACUAGACUGA
Molecule: messenger RNA, 912 nt
Organism: Cyanidioschyzon merolae strain 10D
Lineage: Eukaryota; Rhodophyta; Bangiophyceae; Cyanidiales; Cyanidiaceae
Exons: 1
Coding region: 1-912 (303 amino acids)
Biological process (GO): sphingolipid biosynthetic process; fatty acid elongation; very long-chain fatty acid biosynthetic process
Cellular component (GO): endoplasmic reticulum membrane
Molecular function (GO): 3-hydroxyacyl-CoA dehydratase activity
Source: RefSeq, a predicted model, not a curated record